This is a messenger RNA of Ostrinia nubilalis (European corn borer), 930 nucleotides long. Its product is annotated as ribosomal RNA-processing protein 7 homolog A. Bases 112 to 906 code for a protein of 264 amino acids. The transcript has 2 exons. Lineage: Eukaryota; Metazoa; Arthropoda; Insecta; Lepidoptera; Crambidae. Gene Ontology annotation, molecular function: RNA binding. The record is from RefSeq and is a predicted model, not a curated record. Gene Ontology annotation, biological process: ribosomal small subunit assembly; rRNA processing. Gene Ontology annotation, cellular component: CURI complex; UTP-C complex.
CAACUCGUCUGAUUUCCUCGUCUGUGGUCAAAACAAAUAACCUCAAAAACGUGCAAUGCUAAUUGUAAUUCCGUGGUGUUAAUUGUUUUUAAUAGUAAUUUAUCAGAAACCAUGAAAGCUACUAAACGUGUGCAUGAUUUCAAAGCAUUAGAGCUUAAGCUCACAGAAGAUUCAGUGUCACCACAUACUAUCUAUAUCAAAGAACAUGCAGUCAGAGAACAUACGGCGGACAAGCCUUCAGGAAGAACAUUGUUUGUUGUUAACUUGCCUCCUUACGUGGAUGAGAAAGGCAUUACCAAUGCUUUCAAAGACGCUGGCACUCUCCGGUCAGUUCAGAUAGCUACUAAGCCUAACGAUUUGGAUGCCAAAUCUCAAACAAAUAAAUUCAUACAAGAUGAAAAAAAGUCUACAUUCAAAGUAGCAUAUUUGGUAUUUGCCACAGUUUCCCAGCUAGAUAAAGCCUUAAAGUUAACAGAGUUACGUCCUUUAAAUUCCGAUGAUUAUAAAGUAAAACUUGGUAUGAGUAAAUGGGUAGCAGAACACAAUAACUCUGUUGUUAUGUCAAAAACUUUGAAGGAACAAGUUGAGGUGUUUAUGAAGAAACACGAUGAAGCAGCUCGUAAAGCUGAAAAGAAAGAAAAAACCUUGGAAGAGGAAGAUGAUGAGGGCUGGGUGACAGUCACCAAAAGGGGCAAAGUCCAAAGCUUUGCCCGCUCAGAAAAAGUAGAAAACAAAAUAAUGGCAAAGGAAGAGAAAAAUAAGAAAAGAAAAGAAUUGAAAAACUUCUAUACCUUCCAAAUCAGGGAAUCCAAAAUGAAACAUAUUGUAGCUCUCAGACAAAAGUUUGAAGAAGACAAAAAGAAGAUAACACAGAUCAAACAAAGUAGAAGAUUUAAACCUUUCUAAAAUAAAAUUAGUUUUAAGCUUAAA